Anopheles coustani is the source of this 2868-nucleotide messenger RNA. RefSeq lists its product as uncharacterized. The record is from RefSeq and is a predicted model, not a curated record. Gene Ontology annotation, cellular component: plasma membrane. Bases 1 to 2868 code for a protein of 955 amino acids. The transcript is spliced from 10 exons. NCBI's taxonomy places the organism in Eukaryota, Metazoa, Arthropoda, Insecta, Diptera, Culicidae. Gene Ontology annotation, molecular function: protein binding.
AUGGUGAACAAACAAUACAACGUGCACAAUCCGAAGCUGCACAAGUCGACGGCGGCGUCCAAGAGUUCGCCGGCGCCGCUGCGCAGCUUCUACCCGCCGGUUUCGACGCGCCCCGCCGGCGCCACCGACGAGGACCGCUUUUCCGUGGAAAGCGACAGCAACAACGCGUCCAGUGACUGCGGCAGCUCGGUUGGCGGCCGCCAUCGACAGCUGCCACCGCCUCCGCCGCCCCCGACGGCGCACCCCCGGACACCGCAGGCACAGAACAAUCUGAACGUCAGCCGCCGCGCGACGCCGUCUCCAGGGCUCGCCAAUCGGCGCCACGAGCACGACGACAGCGAGCACGACGGGCUGUACGGUCGCAAUAUUCAGUUCUACAGCGAGGGCCGGGUUGAGCUGGCCGAGGGGGAUGCCGUGGGUGAGAACGGUGGCGGGCGGUACGGUGGAAAGGAGCUGACCAUCAGCGACAUCGGCCGAUUUCAGUACAUUCUUCAAAUGGACCGCGAAGUGGGCACACCGUACAGUGGUUACACCGCAGCCUCCACAGACUCUCACACCCUGCCCUCGUCACCCACACCCACCUCCCUCGGCAGCAGUGGGCACAACCGGCAAGGAUUCAACUUCUGGAAGGCCGGCUCGCAGACGCCCCUCUCAGCUUCAUCCUCCAGCAGUUCCUUUUUCCGGCCAACCACCCAACGAUCCUUGCCCUACAAGGUACUCAAAGUGAUCUGGCGCUACAUCAAAUGGCCACUCGGGCUGCUGCUUAUCUGCGGGCUGCUUGGGCUGGUCGUUUACUUCCUCGUUGUCGAUCGGGAUAUUAUGAGCAGCGGGUUGUUGGGUGAGGAUGGCUACGAGGUGGACGAGAACCUUUCGAUCGACUUCAACGACUUUACCAGCGCGAACGAUCUGCACGACCACCGUUUCCCGGGCGGCUCGACGAAGGAACCCAAACCGAAGGACACCCAAGGGUCCGGUCGCACCGCGGACAGUAAGUUCUCGUUCGGACUCGACAACGAUCUGCUGGCCGUGUUUGGACCGCACUCCCGGAAGCCCUCGUACGAACGGGACAACCACCUAGAGCAGCAUGACAUCGGGACGUCGUCCGGUUGGCCGACAACCACCACCACCAAGACGAGCUCCACCGGAGCAACCGAUGAGCAGCGGAAACGAACGGAAAGCGCCAGCGAGGAGAUACCGGCGCUGGUGGUGAAAGUGACCGAUGCGCCGAUCCGGAAGACCAGCACAAUCUCGCUGAAGGACUACACCAAGGCGCGGGUCGUCUUCGACGAUGACGACUUUCUCGAUGCGGACGAUGGCGAGAGCCGGGCGAAGGAGGGCACGACGCGGGCGUACGAACCGGCACCGGCCGCGAUUCAGGUGGGGCUCCGGGGCAACGUGGCGCGCGGGCCGGAGGUGCGGGGCUUCACCUCCGGCCAUCAGAACAAUUUUGGCGUCCCGAUCGAGGAGGACGAGCGGCUGUUGCGUCGCCUAAACGAACAGCUGAUGCAACUGGAACAGCUGAGACAAAAAAAUAUAACAAUCCCUUCGGCUACGACUGAUUCGAGCCUCUACCGGACGAAGGUUUCCCCGACGCUACCCAUUCUGUCCCGUUUUGAAAUCACGACGGAAGGGUUGAAACGAUUCAAUAUUUCCGAAGAAGGCAUAUGUCAGUCCACUUCACUACCGCUCUGCCGCGGAGUUCUGCCGUACGACUUGACGGUCUCGAACAACCGGCAGCUAUCACGUCUCGAGUACGACCACUUCCAGUAUCUGAUCAACUCGAAGUGCUCGGUCCGGGUGGCGGAGUUUGUGUGCCUCGUGCUCGAACCAGAGUGUCGCCCGACCCGCAUGGGAACGCUGACACCGUGCAAGCGAAUCUGCAAGUCUAUUUUGGAACCCUGCGCCCACAUUAUCGCCAGCUCGGAAGCUUUAACGGCGACCUUCGACUGCGAUAGCUAUCCGGACUCGGACGAUCGGAACGUCUGCGAGGACCCGACCCGGCUCGGUCAGUGCUACGCGAAUGAGUUCCGGUGUGCCGAUAAAAGCUGUAUCCCGCUACAAUGGAAAUGCGACAACAUCAAGGACUGCCAGGGUGGCGAGGACGAGUCGGACUGCAAGCAGUGUGAGCGGGACGAGUAUCGGUGCAUGUCAAACGAUAAGUGCAUUCCGGACAAGUGGCGCUGCGACCAAUACGAGGAUUGUCCCGAUGCGUCGGAUGAGCUAGAUUGCUACUACGACGAGCCAACGACCUACCCAUCGGCCUACGGUAGCCAGCGGGAGUAUCCGUUCGUGCAAGUACAGGUCCCGAACAGUCCGAAUGGUCGCCCCUACAUAACCAUAACCAACGAAGAUCGCACGCAGGCCGAAGCCGACCAGCAUGAUCAGACACAGGGUUCCAGAGAUGGUGAUCGGGAAUACGCCAACUACGGCACGUCGGAAGAAGAUGCCGACAAGUAUGAACCAACGGCGGCGGAGAACGUACCGUUCGUGAAUCGUCAGAAGAGUCGCAACGAUACUUCCGCGGAGGAUAGCACUGCCCCGGCGGCUGAUGCGACCACUACCGAUCGGUCAGCGGAGACGAAGGUUGAAGAUCAAACGGAGGCCGAAACGAGCCGAACGAUAUCGGUGCCAAAGUCACUGGUGAACUUCCAGGACAGCAAGGAAAUCAUGAUGACCUCGGACUCGGAGAACGAUUUCAAGAUCAGUAGCACGAGCAGGGACUUCCUUACGACGGCCCACGUUUCCCCGUGCCCUGAGGGUGAACUGCGUUGCGUCAGUGGCAUUUGUAUAUCGGUUAACCAGCUGUGCGAUAGAGUAAGUGACUGUGCUGACGGUGCGGACGAGGCGGGAUGCACCUAUAAGGAUUAG